AUGGCACCAGGGCGUUGUAUUCGGAGCGGUCAACGUAACGACGUCGACCACCGCAUUCUGUUCGAACCGCCUAUCCCAUUUCGUUUGAUUCAACAGGCGGCCCUUGUACUAUUUUUCAAUGAGCACUUCCUUGCUGUGGUACGAGGUACUGAUACACUGUGUUCAACAGAUGUCGCCGUCGCCAAAGCUCCACUGCAGGAAAAUACAUCUCCAACUGCAAUAUCUGUGAGUACGCACGUACCGCUGGAGGAACGCGUGCAAGUAAUUGAAGACACCUUCGGCCUUCCUCAGGACAGAAUCAUCCGACACUCAGAGACGCGAAACGCAUGGCGAGAGAAGGCGCGAAAGAGUCGCACCUUCCGUUCAAAGUUGCUCUCGUGGAUAAAAGGGAAGUGGAAGCAUAUAUUGAUUGUUCUGACCGCUUGCAUCGGGAUCUAUGCAGCCAAACGGUUACUCACCCCUACUGAACCACCUCUGACGACAAAACUGUCUGCGUACUGGUACCUCGUAGGGCAGAGGGUGGAAGCCGGCAAAAUAGCGCAAACGUUCCCCGAAGAUGAAAUGCUCGAUUAUGCUGUUGAGGAAGCCGCGAAAAAGCAGAGAACAGCAGUGAACGAAAGAUCUAAGGUCAAAGCAGCUGUGGAAGCAGAACUCGUAGGGAAGAUUGUCAAGUAUUUGCGCGACGAAAGGAAUCGGAUCGAAGAGAGGUAUGAAGAUUUGGUUUCCGCGGAGAAGUCUUUAUAUGACGACGUGAAAAACCGGGAACACGAGCCUCUACCGACAGAGGAGGAAAGCGUCCUUCGGGGGCGAGGAGGCGACUUUGAAGAUGCACAAUGCUGGAAAAUUCUUCGAAGUAGCCUGGCAUCGCUGAGAGAAGAGCUUAUACCCGAGGAGGCGAAGCUGGUCAAGGCCGUUGAGGAGGCGCGCAGGACAAAUUCAGAAGAUACUGCUGUCCUUCAGCGGCAGCUGACGAUCGAGCGGGGGAAAAAGUACACACGUGACGUCCUCAGAAAUCUAGAACAGAUAGAGACGCGCUUCAGACAAGUUUUGCACGUGGACCCACAGGCACCGUUCGACGAGACGGCUCCAGAUUCUGGCACCGCCUAUCAGAUAUUAGCAGAAAAGGUAUUAGAGAAGGCGCGCAGAGAACGGAAAUAA
Molecule: messenger RNA, 1158 nt
Organism: Neospora caninum
Lineage: Eukaryota; Apicomplexa; Conoidasida; Eucoccidiorida; Sarcocystidae
Exons: 1
Coding region: 1-1158 (385 amino acids)
Source: RefSeq, a predicted model, not a curated record